Messenger RNA from Gopherus flavomarginatus (Mexican gopher tortoise), 914 nucleotides. RefSeq names its product maestro heat-like repeat-containing protein family member 2B. The transcript has 6 exons. Bases 9 to 797 code for a protein of 262 amino acids. Gene Ontology annotation, cellular component: cytoplasm. The record is from RefSeq and is a predicted model, not a curated record. NCBI's taxonomy places the organism in Eukaryota, Metazoa, Chordata, Testudines, Testudinidae.
UUCUCAGUAUGCAAGGCCAGCCCAUGAACCUGGGGUCAGCGGAGGAGGAGCUGAGCUGUCUCUGUGAAGAACUAACAACAGCUCCAGACCCUGAGGCUCUGUUUCAGGCAUCUUCCAAAAUGGCCAGGGCUGUUAGUGAGUACUUCCCUUCCGAACAGGCUGCAGACUUUAUUGAGACCACAAUGGAUAGUAUGCUGUCUGCUAACCCCACCUGUGCCACGGCAGCUGGGCUAUGGAUGAAGAUCAUCCUAAAGGAAUGUGGAGAUGCCAUGCUGGACCAGGUGCCAGCUAUCCUGGAUAUAAUAUAUAGCCACAUGUCUAAUAUCCAGGAGGGCAGCUUGAGGCAGUUCCUGCUGGAGGCAGUGCUCAUUCUAGCUCACCAGCACCUAGAGGCAGUGAUCUCCAGCCUCCUCAGCAAACGUCUGCCGAUGGACAGUGACACCACUGAGCUGUGGAGAUCUCUGGGGGGAGACCCCUUGCUUGCCACUCAAGUCCUACAGGUCCUAAUAGAAAAAAUAAAGACGUCAACAAGCCAAGAAGGAAGCGUCACCUCAGAGACUGAAACUGACAGGCAUUUGGCAGUUGCUGAACCUCUCUCAGCAACAUGUGCCAUCUUUGAGGUGGUAUCAGCACUGCAGUCGAGCAAAGCUGUGCAGGAGCUGCUCCCAGAGUUGUUUCCUGUUCUCCUGCAGCAGGUCAGCCGAACUUUAGGCCAAAAGAUGCCUUUGCCAGUGAUCAGCAGUCAGGAGUCAUUCCAAAAAGACCGACAAGAUACUGAAGGCAACCCUUGCCGGUAAUUAGAAGGAAGGGAGAGAAACAAAGAGAAUUCCAAUAGAGUUGUGUGACAUUCCCCAGGAGUUCCCAAGGUUAUGAGGCACUUUACCAUCGCCUGCCCUUAGAGUGAGGAAGUCUUG